AUGGACAAGGCUAAGAAGGAAUUUGCGUGGCCUACAAGAAGGGAUGGAGACACGGUCCGCACACCACCCGCGUUCCGCAGGUCUUUCUUCCGGGCGGCUAUCCUGUGUACAACCGUCUGUGCUGUUGGUCUUCUCUAUCUUUCCAGCGGCCUCUACCGGACUUGUGGACACCUCAGUGGGUCCCACUCAGGUUCGCAAAACCCGGCCUACCUUAUCGAAGCACGACAUGGCGCAGUUGCAAGUGAAAACAAGCUCUGCUCAGAUAUCGGCGUCCAGAUUUUGAAAUCGGGAGGGAAUGCAGUGGACUCGGCCAUAGCUACUACAUUUUGCAUUGGAGUUGUCAACAUGUUCUCGUCUGGGAUCGGUGGUGGUGGAUUCAUGACUGUUCGUGUGCCGCCAGCGACCAAGGACGCGAAAUCAGACGUCUUCACUAUCGAUUUCAGAGAAGUGGCUCCUGCCUUAGCCAAUGCGACAAUGUAUCGCAAUAACCCCAAUGCUUCUCGAUUCGGGGGACUUGCGGUCGGCGUUCCUGGUGAGCUCAGAGGGUUGGAGGAAGCUUAUCGGAGGUGGGGUACGCUCCCCUGGUCGCGUCUCGUACAACCGAGUAUCGACCUAGCCAAGGGUUGGAAGGUCGAUGCAGAGUUAGCGAGACGGAUCACUUGGUUCCCGGAUUUGAUGCUCAAUACGUCGGACUGGAGCUCUAUCUUCGCUCCUCAAGGCAGAUUCUUGCGUGAAGGCGAAAUAAUCAGACGCGUCAAUUUAUCUCGUACAUUGCAAACAAUCGCGAACGAAGGUGCUGGUGCAUUUUACAAGGGACCCAUCGCAGAUUCGAUUGUUCGGAAAGUAAUCGCAACCGGUGGCAUACUAAGUCAAGCAGACCUGGAGAACUACUCCGUCCAUGUGGAUCGGGCUUUGGAAGGCACUUUCAAUGGCCGAAAGGUCUACACUUCCCGUGCUCCAACUUCAGGCCCAGUCCUCUUGCACAUGUUAAACUUGGUGGAGAACUACGAUUUUCGGCAGAAGACUCCUUUGAAUGUCCACAGAAUUGUCGAGAUCUUAAAGUGUGAGACGCGGGUUGGAGACCCUGCUUAUAUGAACGACACGGCAUAUAUCAACGAAAUCCCUACUAAAGCAUUCUCAAAUCUAAUAGCUGCUAAUAUCACUGAUGACCGAACACAUCCAUCAGACUAUUAUAACCCUAUCUAUGAUGUCAAGAUCGAUCAUGGAACAAGCCACACAUCUGUCGUUGAUAAAAAUGGCAUGGCAGUGGCACUUACUUCCACGGUCAACCUGAUUUUUGGAUCCGAAGUAAUGGACCCAGAAACAGGUGUCAUCCUGAAUGAUGAAAUGGACGACUUUUCGACACCUGACAAUUACCCAGAGCCCGGGAAGCGCCCACUGUCUUCAACGACACCCACCAUAUUUGAGCAUCCAGAUGGCUCAUUCUACCUAGCCAUCGGUGGCUCGGGAGGAUCUCGCAUCUUUGGGGCCGUCUUCCAAACCAUUAUUAACCUCGACUGGGGUAUGGACGUCAGCCGGGCCAUAGAAUCCGGCCGUCUGCACCACCAGCUUUAUCCAGAGGGUCUGGACAUUGACAGCACAUAUCCGCUGUAUAUUAUUGAGGCUCUGAAGGAGAUAGGUCACAAUGUCACCGUUGCCGACAUAAACAGAGUGGCCGCUGUCAUCCAGGCCGUAGUGCAGAAGGAUGGCAGGAUAUUUGCCGCGAGCGACUCCAGAAAGAACGGGAUAGCGGCAGGAUAUUGA
Messenger RNA from Pleurotus ostreatus (oyster mushroom), 1764 nucleotides. RefSeq lists its product as uncharacterized. Gene Ontology annotation, biological process: glutathione catabolic process. Gene Ontology annotation, cellular component: fungal-type vacuole; plasma membrane. The record is from RefSeq and is a predicted model, not a curated record. Lineage: Eukaryota; Fungi; Basidiomycota; Agaricomycetes; Agaricales; Pleurotaceae. The transcript has 12 exons. Bases 1 to 1764 code for a protein of 587 amino acids. Gene Ontology annotation, molecular function: glutathione gamma-glutamate hydrolase.